Messenger RNA from Sclerotinia sclerotiorum 1980 UF-70, 282 nucleotides. RefSeq lists its product with no specific name. The transcript has 2 exons. The record is from RefSeq and is a predicted model, not a curated record. NCBI's taxonomy places the organism in Eukaryota, Fungi, Ascomycota, Leotiomycetes, Helotiales, Sclerotiniaceae. Bases 1 to 282 code for a protein of 93 amino acids.
AUGUCUUCCAAGUCAAGUCAACUACCAAUUCAUAAGUGCAUGCCAUUGAAGAAAAAGCACAGGGCAUCUAGACGUAAGAAGUUUGAAGAGGAGGCAGAAGAGGAUAAAGUGGUUGCGAAUAGAGUUUAUCAUAAGGUUGGUGGCUCUGGUGGCGGAGAAGAGGAUAAUGAAGCCAAAGAGUUGGAGCAGAGAAGAGCCCGUCUUAUUGAGGAGAAUAGGGCAGCAGAAAAGGAAGAAAAAGGGAAACAAAGAAAUAUGGGACAUUAUUUUGAGGAAGAUUAG